Messenger RNA from Parnassius mnemosyne (clouded apollo), 864 nucleotides. The record is from the annotation of a GenBank genome assembly. Lineage: Eukaryota; Metazoa; Arthropoda; Insecta; Lepidoptera; Papilionidae.
AUGGAAACAAUUCAAGACGGUCCAAUAUUUAUCGAUGUGAGUAGUGGACAGGAGCAAACAUCUGAGGAAUUUGUUCAGGACUCUGAAAUAGAGACUGUAACAAAUGAUGAUGAAAACCACAAACCUGAAGUGGACAUGGAACUGCUAAAGAAAACCGAAGAUCCAUAUCUGAGGAUUCAGGAACGUCGCAUCCGCUGCCCAGAAUGCUACAGAUAUACGGCGGAAAACGAGGAGAAGAUGCAACGGCAUAUCAGAAAGGUGCACCGAGGGGAGAAUCCAUUCCAGUGCUCCAUGUGUGACUACAGUACCUACAACAAGUCAAUGUUCGAAGAACACGUCCGGAUUCACCAAGGAAUCAAGCCGUUCAAAUGCUCCAAAUGCCCAUAUAGAAGUGUCUCCAAGAAAAACACCAAGAAACAUGAACUGAUACAUCGUUCGAACAACCCGCUGAAGUGUACGCAUUGCGACUUCAUCGCGCGUCACUCGCGUUCCUUCCUCUGUCAUAUAAAAAAGCACGCGAUAGAAGAGAAGGUAGACGAUAGUGAAGCCAUGAUUAAGUGCUUGAAGUGCAAUCAGAGUUACAAGAGGUCCGCGUUCAAAGAACAUCAGAAGGCGAGUGAAGACUGCAAACGAUGUGGCUUCACGUCGUGUUCGAAAACCUUGCUGUCCAAGCAUAUGACGAAGAUGCACGGGGUGGAGAAAAGGAAGAGGCUGCAAGAGGCCAUUUUCACUUGCGCUAUUUGCGAGUGGUCGUCGCGAAACAGACCGAGAAUUCUACUUCACCUCAUACACCAUCCCGAUCAAUUUAUCGAUGAAAAAGUAAUCGACGUAACCGUUUUAAAAAAACAUGGUAUUAUAAAAUGA